Mycena citricolor is the source of this 1523-nucleotide messenger RNA. The record is from the annotation of a GenBank genome assembly. Lineage: Eukaryota; Fungi; Basidiomycota; Agaricomycetes; Agaricales; Mycenaceae.
CGGGAGCAAUGAUUGGGUUCUUGGUAUGUGGCCAUGCCAAGCCCUCCCCCGCGCUCUAAUUCGCCGAGCAGGGCUUGUACAUGGAGCCUCGGACGUUCAGUCCCCGGAACGGCAAACGUUACGCGCGAGUUUUGGGUUGCACAGAUGUCGCAGUCACCAUGGUUCUCUUGUUCGAGGGAGAAAAUGGCGAAGACGAGAGCGAAAAUGCAGAGGAAGUAGAAUGGCAGGACAUCAUCGGUGUCUGGAAACUUCUCUAGUUGUGGUCCUUGUGUACAGUACAAAUUCGAGGUUUGCGAUAAUUCUAAUCCUGGCUCCAUUCUCGUGACCGUGAAUUUUUGUUGCUGUGUGUUUUGUUGGCUACUCUAUCGACAUCGCCCACCAUGCCUCCACCCAAAUCCAAGGGCGGCAAAAUGCUAGGUCUCAUAAAUUGGCGCUUGAAGGUCACGAUCAACGAUGGCCGUACUCUAACGGGACAGAUGCUCGCCUUUGAUCGUCAUAUGAACCUCGUAUUGGCGGACUGCGAAGAGUUUCGCCGUAUCCGCCCCAAGAAAAAACAAGGAGAGGAGACGCCUCCAGAGCAGGUGUUGAAACGCACCUUGGGUCUUGUGAUCCUUCGAGGCGAGACCGUAGUGAGCAUGAGUGUCGAGGGUCCUCCUCCUGUUGUGGAGGACGAUAAAAAGAACGCGCUGCCCGCUGGUCCUGGUCGGGGUAUGCCAGCUGGGCGGGGCAUGGGCAUGAUGCCACCCAUGGGGAUGCCCCCGGCAGGACGUGGCAUGCCGUUCCCGCCUCCAGGAAUGCCUGGUCCUCCUCCUGGGUUUAGACCUCCAGGUUUCCCGUCAGGAAUGCCAUUUGCUCCUCCUCCCGGGUUUGCUGGUCCCCCUCCAGGAUUCCAGCCUCCACCUCAAUAAUGUCCUCCGUUUUCCCAUGAUUCCAAUACUGUUGUAUCUUGCACGCAUCUCGAAUGCAUAUGUACAUUUUUUGCAACGCACGAAACACGCAUAAGCUGUUGGUACUGUUGUGAUACACGCAUCUACUGCAAUUUUUGGAUGUAAUCUGGUGAUCAUGGGCAGUUGUUUCUCGGCUACUUUUGGCUGGCAGCCGCAUUGUUUCCGACGCAUGUCUGAAGGCCGAUUGUUCUGUCAAGGAGCUGCUCGUUAGUCCCCAUGCGACGGACGAUGCCGAUACGUGAUGCUCAUGUUCGGUCUUCCCCGUCUCUCUGGACCUACGUGUGGUGUCACCGCUGUGCUGGUUGGACACUGACAUUUGUGGAAGGUUGCGGGAUCGGGUCUAGUGCGCUGAUGGACGUUGCGUCUUCCUUUCCACGGCAUGUGUGGAUCGCCCAUUCUCACGGAGUGGUAUCUUUGUGAAGAGAGAUAGAAGAUGCACAGUUGCCAGUCACUCCACUAGACUGGGAAUAAACUCUGUUGCCUGAUUACAGUACGCCACAAACAGUGGGGUUCCUGCAGAGUUAUCCCUGAUUCAGUAGAAUGCGCUGAUGGGGGCGCUGAGUCAUGGGACGUGGG